CUCUGUUUUGAGACUUGCGGCGAAGGAGAAGAUGCAGAUAUUCGUAAAAACAUUGACUGGCAAGACCAUUACCCUCGAGGUUGAGAGCAGUGACACCAUUGACAAUGUCAAGGCAAAGAUCCAGGACAAAGAAGGAAUCCCUCCGGAUCAGCAGAGGUUGAUCUUCGCCGGAAAACAGCUCGAAGAUGGUCGCACCUUGGCUGACUACAACAUCCAGAAAGAGUCGACUCUGCAUCUUGUCCUGAGGCUAAGAGGAGGUAUCAUUGAGCCCUCUCUGAUGGCUUUGGCUCGUAAGUACAAUCAAGACAAGAUGAUCUGCCGCAAGUGUUAUGCUCGUCUGCACCCAAGGGCUGUCAACUGCAGGAAGAAGAAGUGUGGCCACAGCAACCAGUUGAGGCCGAAGAAGAAGAUCAAGUGACCUGUUUUGAUUUUUCACGAGAAGCUCAUUUAUAUAUGUUAUGUUUUUGUGUUUCUCUUGAAAGACAUCUCUAGUGUUUUAACACAAAAACUCGUUUCAGUCAAAUUUUGAUGUUAAAAACUA
Messenger RNA from Brassica oleracea var. oleracea, 541 nucleotides. RefSeq names its product ubiquitin-60S ribosomal protein L40. Gene Ontology annotation, biological process: modification-dependent protein catabolic process; translation; protein ubiquitination. The transcript has 5 exons. The record is from RefSeq and is a predicted model, not a curated record. Gene Ontology annotation, cellular component: ribosome; nucleus; cytoplasm. Gene Ontology annotation, molecular function: ubiquitin protein ligase binding; protein tag activity; structural constituent of ribosome. Lineage: Eukaryota; Viridiplantae; Streptophyta; Magnoliopsida; Brassicales; Brassicaceae. The coding region runs from base 32 to 418 and encodes 128 amino acids.